Messenger RNA from Sitophilus oryzae (rice weevil), 1880 nucleotides. RefSeq names its product polyadenylate-binding protein-interacting protein 2B (gene Paip2). Gene Ontology annotation, biological process: negative regulation of translational initiation. Bases 161 to 556 code for a protein of 131 amino acids. The record is from RefSeq and is a predicted model, not a curated record. The transcript has 4 exons. Gene Ontology annotation, cellular component: cytoplasm. Gene Ontology annotation, molecular function: mRNA regulatory element binding translation repressor activity. Lineage: Eukaryota; Metazoa; Arthropoda; Insecta; Coleoptera; Curculionidae.
UUCUAGUUUGUCGUUUCGUUGUUUGACAACAAGAAGUAUUUUUUACUGCGAUUCAACAAAAAAUUAGGUAUUUGGACGUUUCUUGCGAAUAAUUUUCGUUUAAUAUAUUUCGCAGAACUCGUUUAGUGCUUUUUUACAUCGUCGUGCGUACACCCAGGCUAUGAAAAUGCCACCUACGGCUGAUGACUCGACUGAUAAUGGAAUAUAUCACUACGAUGAAAAUUCGUUAUCCAUUUCCACCGAUGAAAUUGAAAAUACCGCCGUAGAGGAUUUUAACGAGCCCCCCGAAAAUGACUUUUCUGAAUACUUGUGGAUGGAGAAUGAGGAAGAAUUUGACAAAGAGGUCAUGCAAAAACUUGAAGAAGAAGCUUUAAUGGAAGAGUGUAUUGAAGCUUUUAUGAAUGAUGAAAGUGACUCCUACCACAAUACAACACAGGAAUUACCACCUGUGGAGUCUGUGGAAAACUCUAAACUUAAUCCAGAAGCUGAAGAAUUUGUUCCCUUAAGUAGAAGGAUGCUUCCUCAAGAAAUCUCAGUGUCAACUAGUUCGUCUUAAAUUGCCUGGUCUCAUUACUUUUUUAUAUACAUAUGUAUAUAUCAAUUACUAUGAAAAAUAUGAGUCUAAGUGUACGAGAGCUAGGAGAGAAGCCAAAGAGAAAGAUUAAAGGAUAUUGAAGUAAAGUGACUGAAAAAGAGUUCUAGUUUUUUCGUCAGUGACAUUUCUGCAAUGUCCAUUAUCUUUUCUUCAUCUUUCUCUUUGGCUUCUUACACAUAGACCCAUGCGUUCCAUAGUCUUAUAAAUACUUUUAGAGGCUUUAAAAUGGAAAUAGCUUCAUUAGAAAUCGAUUUUUUUAUAAGUUCCUCUUUUUAGAUUUUAUAGGUGAUCUAGGCCAACAGGGCGUCUUAAAUAACUAAAAUAUUUUUAUGUUUUACAAUUUUAUCGGGUUUCCUUAUUUUUAUCCCCCUUUUUGGGGAUUUUGUGAUCAUUAUUUCAGUCAUCUAAGGUAUUUUUGCCUAGGAAUUAAAAGCGCUAAUUUUUUCUUGUAUUGUGUGUCUUUCACCAUCAAAUUUAUUUAGUUCAUAUUCUUCUAUUUGCAAGAUGUGUGUGUAGUCAGUAUUAAAUGACAGAUUACAAAUUACAUUUAAAACAAAAAAAUCAAGUAUGUUAUCUUGCAUUUACAAAAAUUUGUUUUUUGAUAAUUUGGGCAGAUUUGUUUACAGUAUAUUUUUUAAAUUCCAAUGUACCCCAUAGGAUGCUUGUAUUGAAUUACCUGUUUGUACAUAUAUUAUAACUAAGAGAAGUUAUGAAACUGUGUUUUAAAACAUUAUAAAAUCUACUGUAUAUGAAUUUGUUACAUUUUUUAGUUAAUUAUUCAUUCACGGCAUUCUUACUACCUAUUUUUAUAGAUAAAACUAAGUCUUAACAAUAUAAUAACUAAUAAAUUUUUCACCACAUAAUAACCUGGAUCAGACUCUGUAUGUGAUCAUUUUUUCAGAAUAAUGUUUAGGACUUCAUAUUUAGCUAACUUGCAUAUUCUCAUUAUUUUGUGAUCAUGCUUAUUGGUUUGGCUGUGAUGUAAUUCCCUGGCACCUUAAUUUUAUUAUUUUAUAUACUAUUGGAAAUUUAUCUGUUUAUCAAUUUUACACUAUAUCUUCACGCGCAGUUAUAUUAUACAGGUUGAAAUUAUUUGUGAUUUAAAUGUCUCAUGUUAUUAAGAUACAUCAAGAGCAUCAAAUAUAAUGUCCAUCUUUUGUUGCACUUUAAUGUCUCAAAAGUCGUGGUGAAAUUUAUAAAAAGUCCAUUUCUGACUCUGGCUCUCUUUAAGACAGGAUUGGUGCAAAAAAAUAUUUAUAUUGUAUAAAUAAAUAAAUAAUUGAGA